Messenger RNA from Macadamia integrifolia, 4659 nucleotides. RefSeq names its product FIP1[III]-like protein. The coding region runs from base 380 to 4216 and encodes 1278 amino acids. The transcript is spliced from 9 exons. Gene Ontology annotation, biological process: mRNA processing. The record is from RefSeq and is a predicted model, not a curated record. NCBI's taxonomy places the organism in Eukaryota, Viridiplantae, Streptophyta, Magnoliopsida, Proteales, Proteaceae.
GGUGCUUUUUGGUUCACAGCCCUCUUUUAAAUAAGCUUCUCCAGGGGACCAGGGGAAGCAAAAGAUCUUCGAAGCCAGAAAUGGCUCCGCCGAUGCGAUAGAUGGAUUACAUACGGAGGGUUUAGGGUUAGGGUUUUUGCCAUGUUGGCUGCUGCCUUAGCUAAUGCUUCAUUCCGAAAACCUCAAAAACCCUGAAUCCGAACUCUCUUGUUCCAAACCAUAAGCUUCAAUCUCCUUCCGAGUUCAACAAUAUUUUCAGUGUUCAUCAGUUCGUCCUCGAUGGUCUUGGAAUUCAUGACAUUAUUACUGAUACGUUCUUCGAUGUUGAAAGAAAAAAACUCUAAUCACUUCAGUCAGUAACACCAGCUAGAGUUUCUUGAUGAUGGGAGAGGUGGAUGAUGAUUUUGGCGAUCUCUACGCAGACGUAGAGCUCCAAGUAAGUUCUACCAUUAAUUCAGUCUCAGGGUUCAACCAGUUGUAUAUAGAAGAUGAUAAUAAGAACGAGAGUAAUGGUGUUGAUGAUGCGGCAAACAAGGAGGACGGGGAAUUGAUUGAGAAUGUCACGGAAGCCCUGGAUUUGGAAGCUAAUGGGGAAGAAGAGCUAAUUGUGGAUAGUGAGCUAAUUGUGGAUAGUGGAAGUGAUAGCGAGGAUGAUUUGCAUAUUGUUUUGAAUGAAGACGACUGUUGUAUGCACCCGGUUCCACGCAAUGCAAUUACGGGUAAUCGUAGAUUGACUGAGGGAAGUGAGGACGAGGAUGAUGACUUUGUGAUUGUUACCGAUGCUAAUCGUCCAAGCAAAGAUAGGAACUUGUUGGAUCAGUUACAGUCGUCGAGUGAUGGAUUGGAGCAGUCUGCUUUGUGUUCUGGUGCUGAAAAAGGAAAUGGGAUGAAGGGUAGUCAUCUUUCGCAGUACUCCCAAUACAAGUACAUAAGAUCGGCCAAUUCGAAAGGCAGCGGAUCUGGAGCAGCAGUUCCUCUGUCUUCUCCAUUGUCAGGUAAAGGUGAUUGGGAUGUAAAUGGGAGCAAUCGGCAGAUGGUGUCAAGCAUGCCCCACGUUGCUUCAUCCUCUAGUACAGUUUUUCCUUUUGUUGCUCAAAGAGGAUAUGAAUUCUCCCUUCCCCGCUAUAGGAAAAUAUUAGACGUAAAUAUUGAUACAUUUGAGCGGAAGCCCUGGAGGCAUCCUGGAGCAGAUAUAACAGAUUUUUUCAACUUUGACCUGGAUGAGGAAAGUUGGAAAGAGUAUUGCAACCGCCUGGAACAAUUUCGUCAACAAGCCAACAUGCUGGCCAAGACCCCCAGGUCUUUAAGGCUUAAUCAGGCUUAUGGGGUUGAGUUUGAGCAUGAGACAGUUGAUCCAGAAGCUGUAGCUGGGGAAAGUGGCCAAAUUGAUGAUACCAAAAAAGUUUCUUUGUCCUUGAAAAAUGCUGAUAGAGGAGGGAAGCGGCUGGAAGUGCUGAAAGGAAGAGCAAUUCAGGUUGAAGGUGGCAUUGGCGAACGACAACCGUCUAUGGAUGUGAGACGGCCACGGAAUCGGGAUUCUGAUGUUGUAAUACAGAUUACUGUUCAUGAUUCCUCAGGGGAUUCCACUGGUUCAAGUGAGCAAGUAGACCAUGUAGAUCAUGCUGUCCUGGAAAUAUCUAAGAGUAAAGAGUCUGGAACAGAUGAUAACAGUGAUAUGCAUGACUCUGGCGGUGUGCACAAGGACACACAGUCUAUAAAGCCUGUGAAUAAGUAUAGCAACAAAUUUGGCAUAUCUGACAUUAAAUACUAUGGAGCACGCCGUCUGACAAGGUGCUCUCAAUCAACAGCUACAUCAAAUGAAAUGACUCUGGAUCCUGAUGGUCAAGUCAAUGAACACCUGUGUGAUGAAGCUAGGCAUCAUCAUCAGAAGGCGAAAAGGCGUGGUUUUAAGGAUGAGAAAACGAUGGUGACACUAGAAAAAACCAAGGAAAAGGUUGUUAACAGGAUACCUUCCAAGGCAGAAUCACGUAUGUUGGAAGGAGAAUCAAAUUCUGAAGCCUGUCCUGAUGGUCGUUCUAAAGCACCCAAUGAUGAGAUGGAUAUUGGUCUAGAUAGAGAUUUAAAGCCUUCAGAAAGGCCAUCAUCGAUUUCUGCUCCUGAAUUAUGGGAGUCAAUGGCAUCUGACAGUGAUAACUCUAAAGACUCUGCAAACAAUGAAAGUGAUAUGGAAUUAGGAGAAUGCAAAUGUGGUUCUGAAGACCAAUGUCCCAACCAUGUGAAGCAGAACUGCUGCAGUAGAAUGCAAGUGCACAGUGUAGCUGAACUGAAGGAUCACAGAGAUGAUGAUGAGGCUGCUCUAAUGUCUGAUAGGAAGCACCGGUAUGGCGGUGAUCACUCAAAAGUUAAACCUGAUACACAUAAACGAUGGAGGCGUAAUAAUGGUGUUUAUGAUGGAGAAGAUUUGUCAUAUUAUAGAGGUACUGAAGUGUCAACUGGUCAUCAUGGUGAUAGGCAUGUGGACAGGAAGGCCAGGAAUGGUUGCACUGAAAAAUUUCAUGGGAUUCCUCGUCAUGUUGUUGAUGAUAUGGAUCCAUUUCCCACAAGGCAUUGGCAUGAAAACGAUUAUUUUCUUGAUGAGGGAAUUACCGCAGAGUCCAGAAAAAGAGAAGAUUAUCUUCAUGAAAGAGGACAUACAAAAGGUAGAAUAAAUUCUUUUUCUUACAAGAAAUCCCGGUUGCUUUCAGGGCAUUCCUCUCUUUUCACAGAGGAUGCAAGGAAUCCUUGGCAAAGAAGGAAGAGGGAUGAUGAAUCACAAUUUAGAAGAACUCCUGAUGAUGUACAGUCAGAAUAUAGAUGUAUAGAGGAACUUCAAGAAACAUAUGGAAGACAUGUACCAUUCAUUGACAGAGAACCAUUCAAAGAGAAGUAUGAUAGACAUAUACCAUAUAUUGGAAGAGAAAUAGAAAGGUCUGGUAAAAGAAACAGAUAUUGCCACAGUCCCCGUGCCGAUUUGGACACUUCAUGGAGCCCCAGUGGAUAUGAUGAUGAUGAAUUCUGGAGAUAUCCUGAUCAUCAGUGUAUAGAAGUUGAUACUUGCAGAGAAUUUGAAAUUGUAAAAGAAAGACGGUGGCAAGAUAUCACUUCACCAAGAAAUGAUUCUAGGAGAUUUGAUGAAAGAUGUUUUGAUCAUUGGAAACCAAUAAAACAUAGGGAUAGUCAUUGGCUUGAUCCUAUGUGUGAUGAUGAUUAUCAUGCUGAAGAUAGGACCAUUUAUCCUGAGGCUGAAAUUUGUAAAAGGGGAAGACGCUUUAGUCGGCGAUCUGAAGCAUUCCAUUGGGAUGAGGGCACAUUAUGUUCUAGGCAUCAAGAUGAAGAUGAAAUGUAUGCCAAGGAGGCACCUUCUUCCUUCAAAAGAAAUAAGAAGCAUGAGCGUAUUCGUGUUGAACGUGAACCAACACAUCAUGGUUUCAUUCUGAACGAGCAGAUUGGAAGCAAAAUUAUAAGGGAAGAAAUCAGAAUAUCGGAAAUUAGUAACCACCGUAACUCUGGUAUCAAUAUUAUUUGUAGGGUUAAGCAUGAGCAAGCAGCCCUUAGAAGCAGGGAUUCAGCUCUGUGUGGUUGGGAAGGAAAGUCCUCCGGGAGAGGCUCCAAAGCUGAGGAUGUUAGAGGCGAUGGUGGGGACAACCACAUGGACCAGAUGGUUGAUAAUGAGCAGAUGGUCUUCAAGCAUUCUGAUGAAGCACAUACAAGGGACACAACCCUAUCCUACAGAUCAAAAGUCGCAAGUCAUAGAAGCAGGUCAAAGAUUGAAGUAAGACAAUGCAAGUUGAAUCCUUCUACUAAUGAUGAGAAAUGGCUCGACAAGUAUCCAAUUACACAGUACCAUGAAUCUUCUGAUCUUGAGGAGGGUCAGCUAGCAGAAGAACCUGAAAAGAAAGAGAUUGGUGCCAUUGAACAGAAAUGUGUUUCUGGCCAUACAACAGGAACUGGUGUUGCGAAGGGAGGGAGGGUGAAAAUCGAAGAUUUUGGAAAAGAGGAAAAGGGUUUUGGGAUGUAUGACAACCGUCGAAUUCUUGAGACACGCAUGAAAAUGGAAAAGCGGAGGGAGCGUUUUAAGGACCCAAUCCCUCUGAAGGAGCCUAGUAAGAACCCUCAGCCUGAACUUGAAUCUGUGCCUGAACUUGCUUCAACGGUUGUUACAGUUGAAAUUAAGCAGCAAAGGCCACUGCGGAAGAGACGCUGGGCUGGAAGUUAAGGAUGCUCAAGGAUCUAAUUACUUGUCAGAUUUUUACCAUAAGAGCCUGGGCUUUUGGUCAUCCUGAUUGUGUAAUAGCUUUCUUGUUAUCAUUGCAGCCUCGAUACAGCGCAGCAACCAGGAUCAGAAAUUGAUGUAGUGCAGGUCAAUGAGACUACUUUUGAGAGCAAUUUGUCAGGCAAGCCUUUACUCUUACAAGAUCCAUUCAAUUCUGUGUGUAAUCAAUAAGUUGCCACUACUGAAGUUCUGAACUCAUGCAUCCUUAUUGCAACUAAAUGGGUCCUCUUCUCCAAUCAGCUCUUUUUAAAGACAUACUUUUUACUAGUCCUAAGCUAUACAACCACCAAACUGGGUGAAAAUUCAAAGUUUUGUUUCUGGACAUUUGUAAACUGAAAUGUAAACUGAAAAAUCCAGAGAUUGUAUUGUAUUUUUAGAUUGGAUAA